AUGUCGCUAAAUAUGUCGUCGCUAAAGGAGUUCCACCAUCGAUCCUCUCCGGCCACACGCCAUUUAAUCGUGACCGUUGGCUGCUAUAGUGAUCCACCGAUCGCCGACUCUGGUGGUGAUCCAGACAUCAUUGACUGGAUCACAAUAUUUGAGAAGGUGUUGGGUACACGAAGGAGGCAUGAUGUUGAUGUGAAUGUUUUUCUUCAAAACCCGACAUUUGUGACGACCAUUAGAGAUAUUAUUCGCUCGUUUAAAAACCAAGUCAACGAGGAAAACAACAUUGGGGAAGACGAAGACACAUGA
This is a messenger RNA of Lactuca saligna, 303 nucleotides long. NCBI's taxonomy places the organism in Eukaryota, Viridiplantae, Streptophyta, Magnoliopsida, Asterales, Asteraceae. The record is from the annotation of a GenBank genome assembly.